Messenger RNA from Alternaria arbusti, 1323 nucleotides. RefSeq lists its product as uncharacterized. The transcript has 3 exons. The record is from RefSeq and is a predicted model, not a curated record. Lineage: Eukaryota; Fungi; Ascomycota; Dothideomycetes; Pleosporales; Pleosporaceae. Bases 1 to 1323 code for a protein of 440 amino acids.
AUGCCUGACCGCAUAUGGGACGAAACCGUUGCGCUCGGCACGGCUCCCAUAUUCGACGAUGCUAUAUAUCUGGCCGAAGCCUUGGGUCUGCCUAUGAAUCAGAAUGAGGACCAUCUCGACGCCGAGGUGGCGCUGCUUGCUCGCGAAUCUGGUAUCCCCGAUCCUUAUCGUUUCGUACCCCCGCCAGAAACCAUCUCUCGCGCAAUCUCGACUAUGACGCUGGAUAGCGAUCAGAGAAGUUCCAGAUCAAUUCACUCUCAAGAAACGCAGUCAACAAGCUUCACGUCCGCGCCUUCCCGAACUUCCAGAGACCUCAUUUUCUCCACUGACGGCUCAACCACAAGAAGGGUACCUCCAGCACGCUCACAGAUUACGUCACCUGUUGAGAAGUCUCGAGACUUUGUUGACCGUCCCGAAUCUGAUUUCCAGUCAAGACAAUCAUCGACACUGUCCAUCACACCUUCCGCCAUCUCCAGCUCAGCCUCGUCACAGCAAGCGCAACCAAGGAAGAAACGGGGCUCCGUCAUUUUCUCCAUGUUCAGAAGGGAUUCAGGCAUCGGCUUGGCGUUAGCUAAAGAGGCUUUCGCAAGUUACAGGACACAACAGAAGGAAGAGCUUGCACGUGUCUCGCUGUUCGAGUGCAGCCAAAGAAAAGCCUUGUCAGCGUACCAAUAUUGUUCAAUGCAACAAUUGGGAGAACAGCUUGAGAUUGAUAAGAACGAACGGAUCGGACAGCACAAUGAGGACCUGGAGCGAUUAGAAGAACGACAACUUCUCGCUGAACACGACCUGUUGAAAGCACAAGCUCAAGAGACACAGAACGUAGCAACAGCCCUAAAGUAUAUUGAGGCGUAUUGCCUACGUACGAGAAGCAACCAAGAGCGUGUGCAUGCUGUGUCGGAGGAAGACUUGAAGAAGCUGGACCACCAAAGAUUGAUCCAACAGGAUCUUCCCAGACGACACGCGAGUGCAAUCAACGUCUUACGAGCAAGGCAAGAGAUGGACACCGCACGAAGACUAGAAGCACAAGAAGCAGAGCUGCAGCAAUUUGGCAUUGAGCACGAGAGAAAGAAGUUUGCAAAAGAAGCGGAAUAUCAGAAGGAGCUGGCAAGGCUUGAGACCGUUAUCGAAUUAAGAAGAAAGAGGCUUCUACAAAGGUGGGAUCUCAGGUUUGAAAUAUGGCGGCGAGACUGGGAAGCGCAGCACAACACGACUCUGACGGUAGAACUCGAACACGAAGACUGGCCACCUCGCAAAGCAGAUCACACGAUUUCCAUACCCGAAGCAAGUUUGCUAGCUCAGUACAUCAAGGCCGCGGCAUGA